GCAUGAACGGGGUGACUGAGUUGAACAGGGUGAACUCCGAUUCCAGCCUUGAAUCUCUUGUUUUCAAAGUAUUAAAGCUCAAAACAAUUUAUUUCAGCUUUGUAAUCUCCAAAUACAGUGAGGCGUUGGUGGCCAAGUGGUUAAAGUAUUCGCCUGUCACGCUUUUGACCUUGGUGAUAUUCCCCACAUGGGUACAAUGUGUCAAACACAUUUCUGGUGUCCCCCGCAUAUGUCAUGAUCAUGAGGGGGGAAAGGUUGAACGUCAUACGAUGCGCGGAUCCCUACACUAAGUUACUGAUGGCUAGCUACAACCUGGUGGGAAGGUACAACACAUUCAAUCGUUGCCCAGUUUCGUGUUAUCUCACACAAGCAACAGUCCAAAUGCUAUCUGAUGCUGUCGUCACUCCUGCCUGUCCAUUGGUCAAUGAGAUGCCAAAGUCAAGAGAGUCACACCACCAGAUAUUGAGUGAUAUAAACAGUUGGUGUGACAGCGAACCCCAACCAGUCUUUUCCAGAUACAGCUCUAAACCCUUGACGAUUGGAUGCCCAACAAUGCAGUUGACGCCGCAGACAAUGUACGUCGUUACCGUCGGCGUAAUCGUCGUUUUCGUAAUCGUCGCUUGGUACUACCGCCGCAACAAGCACAACCAUCCAGAGUUGUAUUACCUUGACUCGGACCUCCAUCGACAUAUCAUCGAAACCAAACCUGGAUUUACCUCCCCUUACCGGCCGCCAUUUUGGCUGCAGAACAACCAUGUGCAUACGUUCAUUGCGGCUUUGAUUCCUAAAGUGAAAAUGUACUUCAAGAGGGAGUACAUUAAUCUGGAUGAUGAUGGUGCUGUUGCCUUGGACUGGGCACAAGACCAGUUGGACUCCCUUACAGACACAAGUCCCAUUCUCAUUGUGUUGCCUAGUCUAUCAGCGUGCGCGGACGAUAUGGCCGAACUCUGCAACACUGCGUCAAAGCGAGGUUACCGAGUUGUGGUAUUCAACAAACGUGGGCACGGGGAUUCCGUAUUGGCGACACCUAAACUGCAAGGGUUUGGCGAUGCAAAGGAUAUGAGACGCUGUGUGGAGUAUUUACGUGACAAGUAUCCCGAAGCAAAAAUUGUCGCUGCAGGCUCCAGUGCAGGAUCGUGCCUUUUGAUGUCCUAUUUGAGUGAAUACGGAGCGGAUUGUCUCCUAGCAACAGGGGUAUGUAUUUGCCCUGGAUAUGACGCUUUGGACGUGUUUACAAAGCCAAUGAAUAAUGUUUAUGAGUUUAUUCUACUUUCGUCCUUAAAGAAAAUUCUGAAGAAACAUGCCAAGAUGCUGUCGCAAUUAAUUGACAUGAGAGCGGCGACCAGAGCGACAAAUUUUAGAGACUUUGAUAAGCAAGUCUACUGCAAAUUCUACGGGUAUGAGGACAGCCUUGAGUACUGGAAGUGUCAGAAUCCAAUGAGAAAUAUUUUAAAUAUAUCGGUUCCCGUCAUGUGUAUAACCAGCUUGGAUGAUCCAAUAUUUAUGGCCAAAUAUAUACCAUUCAACAUGUUUCGAGAGACUUCCGAUUGGUUGCUAGUGACAACAAACAAGGGAGGUCACUGUGGUUUCAUUGAAGAAUCGACACUGAAACCGUGGUCUGAUAGAUUAGCUCUUGAUUACGUCGAUGCUGUGCUAGAAUUCCAAGGAGCUCCGAAAUAGAUUAAUGUCCAAGUUUCGUUUAAUCUUUGACAACAGAUUGCCAACUAUUUAGAGGGGUAUGUGCUCUGUGGUCUGGUGACCAGUUGUACCCUUGCCUAGAUGUUGUAGUGAGUGCAUUGUUAAGCUGGGACAUUGACACUUUUGUUUUGUGGGUAACCAGAGACUCUUAGAUUGAAAUACAUCCUACAAACUGAGUUAAAAGUGUGAUGAGUAAAUACAUUAAACUUGUUUGAUUGUUAGGCCCCUUUAAAACUAGUACUGGUACAUGAUUAAGUGUGAUAGGGAAAUGCCACACUAACUCUGCAUAAACCAGUUGCAUCAAUUCACGUGUAUAAGUUACUGUGGACAUUCGCAGUUUCAGUAUACCAUGUAUACUUAACAAUAAAACUGAAAAGCCCCGUUUUGUCGUCAUGAUUUGUAGGAUUUGUAUGAUUAGAGCGAUAAAACCAUUUCCAUAAUCAAAAUAAAUG
This is a messenger RNA of Haliotis rufescens (red abalone), 2150 nucleotides long. RefSeq names its product phospholipase ABHD3-like. The record is from RefSeq and is a predicted model, not a curated record. NCBI's taxonomy places the organism in Eukaryota, Metazoa, Mollusca, Gastropoda, Lepetellida, Haliotidae. Gene Ontology annotation, molecular function: short-chain carboxylesterase activity; monoacylglycerol lipase activity. Bases 235 to 1680 code for a protein of 481 amino acids. The transcript is spliced from 2 exons.